Molecule: messenger RNA, 3430 nt
Organism: Coccinella septempunctata (seven-spotted ladybird)
Lineage: Eukaryota; Metazoa; Arthropoda; Insecta; Coleoptera; Coccinellidae
Exons: 6
Coding region: 613-2049 (478 amino acids)
Cellular component (GO): MSL complex
Source: RefSeq, a predicted model, not a curated record
AGUUAUCGCUUCCAGUUACCGAACUGUCAAACAAAUGCAUGCUUCCGAGUUUUAUUUACAUUCUCUUCGAAUUCGUUCAUUGUGAUUAUGGGAGUGAAUAUCAUAAAAAUUUUGCGUGUUCAUGAAUGAAAUGUAGUGAAUCCUCAUCAACUACGUUAUUUUCUGAAGUUGUUAUGACAAAAUUCUUCCACUGGUUAAUUUAUUUUUGUGUACGGCAAUCGAGUAAGGCAGUUUGAUUAAUUCAUGGUUAACUUCGAUUAACAUCAAGUGUUGAAAAUUACUUUCCUUGUGUCCCAGAAAAUAGCAUUUUAAUAACUGUAAGCAAUAAACCUAUAAACUGAAAUUUUCGAAUAAAAUUAAUACAUGCAUUAAACUCGUGAAGUAAUUACCUAUUCUUUUUUUUGUAUGAUUAGUGGAUAUUUAUGUGGAUGCUGAAGAUAGUACUGCACACAUGGAUGUAUGCCACUGUGACUGAAAGAAUGACAGUUUUGUUCUUUAGUCUUAUGGAAUGUCCAAAAAUUUUAAUAAAUCAUUCAGAAGGAUAGUUGGCGUGCAGAAACUUCGACGUUGAUAAAACGCGAUGACCAAAACAUAGUGCGAGUACAUCCGAAAAUGUCCGAAGGCUUCUCGAAUAAUCAUAGUGCAAAAUAUUCUGAUGGGAAUGCCGCCAAUUAUUACCAACAUAUAGAUACUAUUUCCGAAAGUACAGAAAAACUCGAUCAUCCGUACGACCAUAUAUAUGCAACUAAUGAAAAUUCCAAUAUCGAAAUUCAUAAACAGAAAUUGAACUGUCAAACUGCCGAAAGUGAGGUUAGGUUUUUAAAACAGUGGUUGCUACUCCAUUUAGAUUUGAUCCAACACCAAAAUGAAGAAAUUCUAACUAAAGAAAGAACAAUACUCAUACUCCAACAAGAGAAUGAGAUGCUUAAAGAACGGUUGAAUUGUAUGGAACAAAGUGUUUCACUGGAGGAUAAUAAACAAGAAGGGGUUCAUUCUGAAGAAAUACAGUUUAAGGAGAUAAAACUCGUUGAGGAUAUGACCCAAGGCUUGGGUUCAUGUAAUGAUAUCAAAGAUGCAACUCUACUCGAAGUGAAUUGUAAUAAUGUGGACAGUACUUCGUUAGAUUCUGAAGCGCGACAAGGACAAAGAAACGAAAAUAGUGUAACUGAAACUCAAACUUUCGAAGUCAUCAGUAAUUCUCUUGACUGUGUUAGUGGAUCAACUGAUCCCUGUGCGGAAUUAAACUUUGAUUCCGGCAUUGAUGCCAAUGUGAAAAUUGAGAGUGACACAUUGGACAAUUUGAAUUCUUGUGUCGUCUACAAUUUCUCAAGUGAACUGGAUUCUAUGAGACACUUAAGAAUGAGCAUAAGAAGGAAACGGGUAUGUAGCAAUUCUUCUGCAGCUUCUCAAAAUGGUUAUUGUAUCGAAGAGAAAAGAACACUUAAGAAACUCAAGAAAAGGAGAAAGAAAAGCAUCAAAGAUAAUCAGAUAAUAUAUACACCUGACUUUUAUGUGAACCAAAUAGGAGAUCCUGUUCCUGGAAUUCCCAUGUCUUAUGAAACCGAACCUGAAGGUGAAGUAGUUGACAAUGCCGUCUUGGAAGUACCUCGUUGGAGGGUAAAAGUGUAUGCUAGUUGUUAUACCAUGGAGGGUACUGAAAACUUGGACGAUGAAGUUUUUUUACGCAGACACAACCGAUUGGAGAUUGAUGAAAGACGCAGGAAAAGGUGGGAUGUACAAAGAAUCAGGGAGCAAAGAGUUAUUGAGAAGUUGAAGCAAAGACAUGAAAAAGCAGAGUAUCAAGCAAAAAUUGAGAUUUCCAACGUAACAAACACCCCUUUGUGGCCAUCUUUGGAUGAUAUAAAAAUAAUAGAAGUUUCUCAAGAAUUACCAAUAUCCAGUUUCGGAGUCCCAUUACCUAAAGUAACUGAAAAUUCUCAUUUUUGUAGUGACUUCAGUAUCACUUGGUUAGAUGGUUUAGAUUCCAAUUUGAGUAAGGACAAAGUACUUUUAAAGAGAGGAUCUAGAAGGAGAAAAUUAAAGAGAUAAAUGAUCUGUUGAAUGGACAAUGCGCUUCUUAAAAAUGUGAUCUUCAUUUACACUUCAGAAUAAUCCAGUGAAUAUUUAUCCAAAUCUAUUUUUUUUGCUAGACUUCUCCGUUUCUAUGAAUUGGUAAGAUGCUCUGAUGUAAAUUUGUUGCUGUAUAGUUUUCAAAUUAGUAUUGUGAUAUAAUUGUUAGUUUAUAUGAUUGUUUUACGCUUUAUUAAAAUAUUAUGUUGACUACAUAUCAUGAUUUUGGAAAAAUCCAAAUGAUUUUUAUUAGUUAAAUAUGUCAUUCAGCUUCUUUGUUCGGUUAAAUUGAUUUCAUCUGAUUAUAAUACUCGAGUUGUACAUCUUCCCUCUCGAAUAAUCACAAGAUAGAUUUCAAUUAGAAGUUCUGAGAUAAAUUGUGAUAAAUUCAAAUUAGAAAUGUGUAACUUAUGAUAUUAUGUUUGAUCUUGGAUUUAUGGCUAGAGAUUUAAAUUGAUAAUUAGUUACUUAUUUGAAUGAAAAACCAAUAAUUUGUUUUUUGUACAUCACAAAUUAUUUUUUCUUCAGUGUUUACCAAAUGAACUUGUUCCCUAGUCGUCAUAAUCAUGUUUUUUAGUAUUAGAUCCUUUAUUUUCUUAAUUUGGUAUUAAGUAUUUCCCAUUUCAUUCAUAAGUCUUUGUGUGAUUGAUUAUUCAUUGUAAUUCUUUCUCAAUAUGAAAAAUUAUCCUCAAAAAUGUAGGUUUAUCAAUUUUUUUCACAUUGAAAUUUCAUGAUCAAGACGAAGUAUUCGCGGCGUAAAAUUAUUGAAUUCUGAAAAAUUCAGUCAAUCCGGUCAAUUGUUCUUCUAUCACUCAUCUACCAAAACAACAGGAUCCAUCCAAAGGUAACCUUCCGUCGUGGGUUCAAGUCCCACCUGAAAAGUAAUUUUUUUCAGACAAACGUGUAUACGCCGCGAAUUCGUCAUUCAAAAUUUAUCAGAAGUAAACCUCUUUUUUCAUAAUCAUAUUCAAUUUGAUGAAGAAUUUGUUGAGAUUCAACCAAUUAUUCAACGGGAAAAACAAAUUUUUGACAUCAAAGAACUAUGAAUGGAUAUUAACAGUAGCUUUGUAAAUAUGAUUUGAAAUGUUGUAAUUAAGACGAAAGUGUACAGUUGCUGAAAAUCUAAUAAGCAUAGUUAGAAAAGUAGUAGGUAUAAAUCUCCAACCUUUAAUUGUACAUACUCUAGAAUUUAAUGGAGAAACAGAUUACUAAAAUGAGGUAUAAAUUUGUGGAUAUAAGAUUAAGUUUCAAAUUCCUUUUGAACUGAGAGUUUCAAAAAAACUCGAUUUAUUUUUAUGAAACUGCAUUUUAAGUAUUCUAUGUACAAUAUGAUGUGAAAAUUAAAUUUUUAAAGAAAGAA